Messenger RNA from Cydia splendana, 919 nucleotides. RefSeq lists its product as uncharacterized. NCBI's taxonomy places the organism in Eukaryota, Metazoa, Arthropoda, Insecta, Lepidoptera, Tortricidae. The record is from RefSeq and is a predicted model, not a curated record. The transcript has 6 exons. The coding region runs from base 317 to 919 and encodes 200 amino acids.
AUUUGUGGAUGCGAAUGUUCUUGCCAAAGAACCAAUAUUAGAGAUCCCUAAUCUGGACCACAUAUUUGACAAUCUGUCAAGGAUUGAGUGGGAUCCUGAUGAGGUGCCCUGCCGUGACAAAAUAUUUAACAUUCUGGAAAAUGUAAAGAACUCUACGUUAUGGGCUACAUGGGUAUGGAACUCCAUCGACCAGUCGCCAACGGGCAUCUUCUUCGGCGCCCGCUACCACUUGGGGAGCUACGACCAGUGCCUGCGACCGCCCUGGCUCGCGACACACCCGGAAUUACGCACUCAAUACUGUUUAGCAGAAAUAGAGAUGAAUAAAGAUGGCAUCAAGACAAUGGAAGAAGUUUCCGAUCCUUAUGUUAGGGCUGAGGACUAUUACCUCGAUACUAAAACACACUUCGGUCGUAGUUUCUCAUACAUAGCACACGGGGUCUGCCUUCCCGCGGGCUGUGCGUCCAAGUCCGCGGAGAAGUUUGUGCAGGCGCUCAUGAGCACGGGGUACUUGCGCGCGGCCAGGGGUGCGCCCGUCUCCAUACACCACUGUGAGGAAGCAGCGGCCCCGAGGGUAUAUUCUACGGGAUAUUACGUGUUUGUGUACACUUUUGCAGCGCUGAUGUUCAUAGCUGUAGCUUCAACAUACUAUGUUAGCGAGUACCCAGUCACCGCUAGUUCUAACUCAUUUGUUAAUCACGUUGCAAAAUCGUUCUGUCUCCGCCGCAACUGGAAUACAGUGUUCAAAUCAGACAAGGAUGAACUACCAUGCUUGCACGGUAUCCGCUUCCUGACGGCGAUCAUCGUCGCCUUCGUCCACUGCAUAGUAGUUGCACAAGGGACUUCUGUUAGCAAUGCUUUAGACUUUGAAUGGGUAAUAAUACUUAUUAUACCGGGUGUGGCCUGUAACACGAGCAAAUAA